Candidula unifasciata is the source of this 672-nucleotide messenger RNA. Lineage: Eukaryota; Metazoa; Mollusca; Gastropoda; Stylommatophora; Geomitridae. The record is from the annotation of a GenBank genome assembly.
AUGGCAUUCCAUGAAUACUUCAGAGAGAACUGGGUAUGGGACAGCAACUCCAAACCCCUAGAGGUUGAGCUGUCUUCUGAUCUAGAGGAAGCAUACUUUUACAUUGAUCCAGUGAUAGAAAGCACUGGAACUGUUGCUGUGCGAGGAAACAAAGGCUUCACUGAUGGAGAGCAUUACUGGGAGAUCAUCUUUCUGGAAGCUCCAAUUGGGUCCUCUGUAAUGAUUGGGGUAGGAACUAUCAAAGCUCAGCUCCGAUCGAACCUCUAUCAGUAUAUCAAUCUUAUUGGUCAAGACAAGCAGAGCUGGGGUCUGUCAUACAAAGGCAAGAUCUGGCACAAUGGCAUCUGCAAGAACUAUUGUGAGCCUUUUUACAAAUCUGGCACUGUCAUUGGGGUCCAUCUAAAUUUGUACAAGAACACUUUGACGUUUUACAAGAAUGGGGUCAGCCUCGGAGAGGCUUUCACUGGACUGUACACAUUCUCUGAACCUUUGUACCCCAUUAUCAGCUCAACGGCCACAGACACAGAGCUGGCACUUGGUGUCCGGACAUGUAGAUAUUUGUCACUUCAGGAGAAGUGUUUUUCCAGAGUUCGCAGCAGUCUUAGCAAUAUUGAUAGUGUGGAUAGUCUUCCUUUGCCUAGACUCUUUAUAAACCAUCUCCGAGAACUGUAG